Mangifera indica (mango) is the source of this 2315-nucleotide messenger RNA. Its product is annotated as putative disease resistance protein At3g15700. The transcript has 3 exons. The record is from RefSeq and is a predicted model, not a curated record. The coding region runs from base 450 to 2273 and encodes 607 amino acids. NCBI's taxonomy places the organism in Eukaryota, Viridiplantae, Streptophyta, Magnoliopsida, Sapindales, Anacardiaceae. Gene Ontology annotation, molecular function: ADP binding.
CAUUGUCAAAUCAGUAGAAUUUCGUAGAACUUUGAGUUGAUAAUGAAUCAUGACCAACUGAUUCUUCUCCACUGAAAUCUCUCUGAGUCAUUCAAAACCACUCAAAAAUUCCUUCACUCACAAACCUCCCUGAGCCCAUAUCCUUCGAUUUCUCCAGUUCGCACCUUAGGUCUCUCUUUUAUUUUCUUUAUUUCAAAUUUUUUCUUCCCUAUUUCCGGUUUGAAAAAAAAUUCCGUUUCGGUAUUAUCUAAUUUCUUUAAAAAAUAAAGUUUUUGCAUUUGGUUAUUUCUCGUUUACUAUAUAGAUUUGUUUUUUCAUUUCUCUUAUUUAUUGUUAAUUUUGAAACUUGUGUUUUAUCGUGUUCUGUCUAAUACUUGUCUUUUGAUUAUAUUCAUCUGCUUUACUUCUCUUCUGUUUUUCAAAAAAAAAAAAAAAAUUGAAAAAAAAAAAUGGUUGAUGUUGCCGGGAGUAUUGGGGGAGUGUUGAGUCCUGUCCUUGAAGUUGGCAAAUGGUUGGCUGCUCCAAUUUGGCGUCAAUUUAAGUACUUGUAUAAGUAUAGUACCAAUUUCAAAAAGCUGGAAAAGGAAGUUAAAAAGCUGAAGAAUACAAGAGACGAAGUUCAGCAUAAGGUUACUGUUGCUGAAAGAAAUGUGGAAGAGAUCAAACAGAAUGUUAAAGACUGGCUGAAGGAUGUGGAGAAGACAAUUACAGAAGCAGAGCAGUUGAUUCAAGUGAAGACAAACAACCCUCCAUGUUUUAAAGGAUUGUGCUCCAACUACAAGCAAAGCAAGAAAGCUUUCAAAUUAAAGUGGGAUGAUAUUGAUCCCCUCCUCCAGCAGGAAAAGGAAUUCGAUCAAGUUUCCUUUCCUACUAUUCAACAAGAUAUCUGGCUUAGAUCUAGCGAAGAUUAUUUGACGUUCGAAUCAAGAAACUCCAUUAUGAAGAAUGUAUGGGAUGCUUUAAAUGAUGAGAAUGUGUACAUGAUUGGUGUUUAUGGGAUGGGUGGUACUGGGAAGACCACUCUUGUGCAAGAAGUUGGAAGGAAAGCGGAGCAGGAUAAUCUAUUUGAGGACAUUGCUUUUGUUGAGGUAACACAAACUUUGGAUAUAAAAAAGGUUCAAACAGAAAUUGCAGAGAAGUUAGGCGUAAAUUUCAGUCACGACAGUGCAAGAGCAAAUAAGUUAUAUGAGAGAUUGAAGAGAGGUAAGAAGAUCCUUUUAAUUUUAGACAAUAUUUGGGAAGAUGUUGAUCUCAAGACUAUCGGUAUUCCUUCUGAAAUGGAUCAUGGGGGAUGUAAACUAAUGUUCACGACAAGAACCUUAGAUGCAUUGCAGAAGAUGGGUUCCACAAAUAAUUUCAAGAUGGGCAUUUUAGAAGAAAAUGAAGCUUGGAACCUAUUCAGGAAGAUGGCAGGUGAUGUUAUACAAACAUGUGAAUUGAAUUCUCUACCGAAGGAUGUAUGCAAGGAAUGCGGAGGAUUGCCCAUCGUCAUUUGCACUAUAGCAAAAGCAUUAAGAAACAAGAGUCAUCCAACUAAUUGGAAAGUAGCAUUGCGAGAAUUAAGAGCACCAUCACCAAAAAAGUUCAUAGGACUCCUAGAAAAGGAAUACAUGAAGAUGGCCUUAAGUUACAAUUAUUUAAGGGAUGAAGAACUUAAGAAAAUGUUUUUAAUUUCCAGUCUAAUGGAAAAUAAUACUUCCAUUUCAGACUUAUUUAAACAUGUUGUGUGUUUGGAUAUACUUGAAGGAGCUAAUUUGACAAUGCAAGAUGCACGAGAUCGAUUGGAUAAAUUGGUUCGUGACCUCAAAGAUGCUAGUUUGUUACUAGACGGGGUUAGAAGCGAACAAUUUUCUAUGCAUGAUGCAGUUCGUGUUGUUGCUAUAACAAUAGCAUACGUUGAUCAUCAUGUAUUUACAGCAAAAAAUGACAUUGAACAGGAAUGGACGGAUAGUGUUAAACUCAAGAAAUGCACAAAAAUCUCCCUACAUGGUAGCAGUACUAUUGUUAGUCAAAUUUGGCAUAAUGAUUUGGAUUGUCCAGCUCUUGAAUAUUUCUAUAUGCCCAACUCUUACUUCAGAAUGCCGGAGGACUUCUUCAUAGUGAUGCCGAAGCUCAAAGUUUUAAAUUUAUUUAGGCUACACAGAUUGUCAUUGCCAUCAUCCCUUCAUCUUUUGAAAAACCUUCAAACAUUAUGUUUAGAUAAUAGCACAAUUAACGAUGUUGCUGUUAUUGGAAAGCUAAAAAAACUAAAAGUCCUUAGCUUGAAACAUUAAUGUAUUAUGGAGUUGUCUGAAGAAAUAGGUCAAUUGACUGAA